AUGGGAGAAGAAAAGGAAGACGUAACAGUGACAUGGCAGAAUUUGUGGGUUACUGUUGCAGAUGGAAACAAGAGGAAACCAAUUCUGCAGGGUCUCACCGGUUAUGCUCAACCGGGGAAGCUUUUGGCCAUAAUGGGUCCUUCUGGCUGUGGCAAAUCCACACUUCUUGAUGCCUUAUCAGGGAGAUUAAGCUCUAGCGUCAAACAGACGGGUAAAAUUUUAAUCAAUGGCCACAAACAAGCACUGGCUUAUGGAACUUCGGGAUAUGUAACACAAGAUGAUGCUAUGCUGUCAACUUUGACUGCUGGGGAAACUUUAUACUACUCAGCUCAGCUCCAGUUUCCAGAUUCCAUGUCCACUUCUGAGAAGAAGGAACGAGCUGAUAUAACACUGAGGGAAAUGGGACUCCAAGAUGCCAUUGAUACAAGGGUUGGAGGAUGGGGUUCUAAAGGCCUAAGUGGUGGACAAAAGAGGAGACUCAGCAUCUGCAUUGAGAUCCUAACACGCCCAAAGCUUCUGUUUCUUGAUGAACCAACAAGUGGACUUGAUAGUGCAGCUUCCUAUUAUGUCAUGAAAAGAAUUGCAAGCCUAAGCCUAAGGGAUGGCAUCCAAAGAACUAUUGUUGCUUCAAUCCAUCAACCAAGUAGUGAAGUCUUUGAACUCUUCCAUGAUCUCUGUCUUCUGUCUUCUGGUCAAGCAGUAUAUUUUGGUCAAGCGUCUCAUGCUAAUCAGUUUUUUUCUUCAAAUGGCUUUCCUUGCCCAGCUCUCCACAAUCCCUCUGAUCAUUACUUAAGGAUCAUAAACAAAGAUUUUGACCAAGAUGUUGAAGAAGGUUUUGGAUUCGGAGUUACUGCUGAAGUAGCAAUUGACAUCCUUGUAAAGUCUUAUGGAUCAUCUGAGAUUAAAAACCAAGUUAAUAAUGUAGUGGCAACAAUAACUGAAAGUAAUUCAGGAGCAGUUGGGAAGAAGAGGGUCAACGCCACAUUCCUCACUCAGUGCCUCGUUCUUAUGAGAAGAUCUUCGCUGCGAUUGUUUCGUGACUUGAGCAAUUACUGGCUGCUUCUUGUUGUCUUUAUUGCAGUAGCUAUUAGCAUGGGUUCCAUGUUCUAUAACAUUGGCUCAAGUAAUGGAUCAAUUCAAGGAAGAGGGUCUCUGCUUACUUUUUUGAUAUCAACUCUGGCAUUCAUGGCUCUUAUUGGAGGAUUCGCUCCAUUAAUGGAGGAAAUGAGGGUAUUUGAAAGAGAGAGACUAAAUGGUCACUAUGGUAUUAUUGCUUUUCUCACAGGCAAAAUAUUCUCAGCACUUCCAUAUAUGCUAAUGAUUUGUCUAAUUCCUGGAGGAAUAAUAUAUUACCUCUCAGGGCUGCAGAGAGGUUUAGAACACUUUGUGUACUUUGCUUCUGUUCUAUUUGCCAUUGUGCUUUGGGUUGAGAGCCUGAUGAUGGUUGUGGGGAGUAUGUUUCCCAAUUUCGUAACCGGCAUGAGCAUUGCCGGCGGAAUUCAAGGACUAACCAUCUUAACUGGUGGAUUCUACAGGCUGCCAAACGAUCUUCCAAAACCAUUUUGGAAAUACCCCUUUUACUACCUUUCUUUCCUUAAGUAUGCUUUCCAAGGAUGUUUCAAGAAUGAAUUUGAAGGCUUAAAAUUUUCCAUGGAAGAAGGUGGAAGUGCAAAAACCAUUAUUAGUGGUAGAGACAUUUUGACAAACACAUGGCAGGUGGAAAUGGGGCAUUCCAAGUGGGUUGAUCUUGCCAUCAUGUUUGGGAUGAUUGUUGUUUAUAGGGUUGUGUAUUUGGCUAUUACAAAAAGCAAGGAGAAGUUGAAACCUCUUGCUGCUUCCAUUAACAAUCACCCAACAAAAGUUUUCACCAGAGAGAUUAGAAUUAAUGAUAGAGCAAGCCCUGUAUCUGAAAACCAUGGUAUCUUAGAAUAA
Arachis stenosperma is the source of this 1932-nucleotide messenger RNA. RefSeq names its product ABC transporter G family member 1-like. NCBI's taxonomy places the organism in Eukaryota, Viridiplantae, Streptophyta, Magnoliopsida, Fabales, Fabaceae. The record is from RefSeq and is a predicted model, not a curated record. The coding region runs from base 1 to 1932 and encodes 643 amino acids. Gene Ontology annotation, molecular function: ABC-type transporter activity; ATP binding; ATP hydrolysis activity. Gene Ontology annotation, cellular component: membrane. The transcript has 8 exons.